GUGAGAAUAGGAAGGAGGACAAGCAGAGAAGAAGAAGAAAGAGGAAGAGAUGGGAAGUAGACUGGGAAGAAGAGUAGUUCACUUUGCUAACCUCCCCAUUAAACUUCUCAUGCCCUCUUCCUUCUCCAACAUCUCCGAAAUUGCCCUCAAAACCAUCCCCUCGGCUUCAAAGAUUGAAAUCAAGAGGGUAUUGGAAUCACUGUAUGGUUUCGAAGUGGAAAAAGUCCGAACCUUAAACAUGGACGGCAAGAAGAAGAAGAGAGGCGGACUAUUGAUUGCGAAACCGGACUACAAGAAGGCCUACGUCACUCUCAAGAACCCUCUUUCAAUUUCGCCUGACCUAUACCCUAUCCGAUUAAUCGAGGAAGACAAACAGAACAUGAAAAAGCAAGCAAAAUCGAGCAUUGUUGAAGACGGAGAAGCUAAGAAGUCACAUUGGCUCCAGGAUAAGGAUGGUGGAAAGUUUAAGGCUGAGACCACUUCCACUGGUGGAUAUCGUGGUGGCGCUAGGUUUCCGUGGACCAGCAUGCGAUCUUCGUCUUCUAGCACACUAUGGUGGUAUUGAGAGCACUAUGCUGGCUGGUUCUGGUCUGAUCAUAAAACUCUUAUCUCUGUCUCUCAUGCAUGCUUAUUCAAGAUUCAUAUUUGUAAGCCGUAUGCAUGGUGAGAAUAAAUGUUGGAGAGGUGAGUCUGUGGUUGAAAGGGGAGUACUGCUGAGGCGGUUGAUGGAUGACUUCUUCAAUUUCUUCUAAGUUUGCUGUCCCAAACCAAAUACUGGAUUGAAAGGGAAUUCGGGUUAUAUCUACGAGAAAAGAGAGAAUUUUGGAUAUGACAAGUCCAAUACAGACUACAUAACUUGGCUAGUGGAUGGUUUUAUGGCUUUCAAGAAUGUAAGGCUGUUUCAAACACUUACAGCUUGUGUAAAUGUGUUUGUAUGUGCUCAUUUAGUCUUCUCUAUGUGAUGCCUAAUGCAUUUUCAAUGGAUAUCAGAAUACAAUGGGAGGUUCCGUUUUUCCUCUUAGUGGGAGUUCAAGGUAUCAAUUUGUUUUGUUCUAGUG
Ilex paraguariensis (yerba mate) is the source of this 1058-nucleotide messenger RNA. NCBI's taxonomy places the organism in Eukaryota, Viridiplantae, Streptophyta, Magnoliopsida, Aquifoliales, Aquifoliaceae. The record is from the annotation of a GenBank genome assembly.